This is a messenger RNA of Paramormyrops kingsleyae, 1297 nucleotides long. Its product is annotated as GRB2-related adaptor protein 2-like. NCBI's taxonomy places the organism in Eukaryota, Metazoa, Chordata, Actinopteri, Osteoglossiformes, Mormyridae. Gene Ontology annotation, molecular function: protein binding. The record is from RefSeq and is a predicted model, not a curated record.
CUCAGAUACUCAUUCUGCUUUUUCCCCUUUCUGCCCAGAGCAGGGCGACGAUGUCGCGGCGGAGGCAGCUGCUUCUGCGCAUUUAGAUUACAUUUUAUCCGAACGGGCGUAAUAGGCUUCGGGCGAGGAGCUCUUUAUGUGGUUCUUUUAAGUACCCUCUCUCCACGACACCCCCCACCCCCUCACCCAUCCCGUGUCUCCCCUCCCAUCCCCCAACUUCGCCAUGGAAGCCACCGGAAAGUUUGACUUCAGUGCCACAGCCGAGGACGAGCUCAGCUUCCGCAAGGGAGAGGUUCUCAAGGUCUUAGGCACCAAUGAUGACUGGUACAAAGCAGAGAUGAAUGGUAGAGAAGGCUUUGUGCCAAGAAAUUACAUCGAGCUCCGGAUCCCCAGCUGGUACCAGGAGAAUGCCACGCGGCACUCGGCGGAGGAGAUGCUGAUGUCCCGGGAGGUGGGGGCCUUUCUGAUCCGCGGCAGCCAGAGUUCCCCGGGGGAUUUUUCUAUCUCUGUCAGGCACGAGGCUGACGUCCAACAUUUCAAAGUGAUGAAGGACAACAAGGGGAACUACUUCCUGUGGUCAGAGAAGUUCACCUCCCUCAACAAGUUGAUGGAGUUCUACAAGACAACCUCCAUCACAAAGCAUGGGUGUAUCUACCUUAGUGAAGGUGGCCAGCAGCCAAGAAACCAAAGCAGAAGUGCAGAAUCUCCGAGAGAGCCACCUCCCCGUCACCAGUCCGAUGCCAUCGCACACACGCAGAACCAGACUCUACAGGUGCGAGCUCUGUAUGACUUCAAAGCAGAGGAAGAGGACGAGCUCGGCUUCCAUGCCGGGGACCUCAUCGAAGUUCUCAACCGCUCUGACGCCUCCUGGUGGAAGGGGAGACUGCGCGGGAAAGUUGGCCUCUUUCCCACCAACUAUGUCGAAUCCCCCUGAGGCCGGUGCAGCAUCACCCCUAGUGGUUCCGUGACCUCCUGCAUCUUCAGUGGCUUUUUCACGGUGACCUUUUUCCAGUCCUCCACAGCGCUCUUUGAUGUGGUUUUUGUUUCUAAAGUUUUAUUUUACGAGAAGCUGACAGGUAUUUUGACAUUGUGGUUUAUUUUAUGUCAUUAUUGUUUGCAAUGUCAUUACAUGGAAACUUGAAAUAUUUGUCAAUAGUUGUAGUACCUUGUUCUGUCUUGUUUCUGAACAUUUAUCACACAGCAAUUACUUCAGUUUAAAUAAUGGAAGCAAAACUUUAUGCAACUUUGUUGAGAAACAUGAAAAAUAAAGAACAGUGUUAAAAGCAAAUUUUCAAUA